CUGAACCGUAACCUUGCACAAUCCAACGGCUAAAUCAAGUAAUAAUGGAUCCCCAUAUGCCCUCCAAAGCUGGUAGUAGCUUCUUUAGAACUUGCUUCAAUGGAGUAAAUGCUCUCUCAGGAUUUGGAAUCCUGUCAAUUCCAUAUGCUCUAGCAGAGGGAGGAUGGUUAAGCUUAAUGCUUCUUUUUGUCUUGGCUGCUAUCUGUUUCUACACUGGACUACUCCUUCAAAGAUGUAUGGAUUCAAAUUCUCUUGUCAGAACUUACCCAGACGUUGGAGAGCUAGCAUUUGGGUUGAAAGGAAGAAUGUUGAUAGCUUUCUUCAUGUACCUUGAGCUCUAUUUCGUCGCGAUUGAAUUCCUUAUACUGGAAGGAGACAACUUGGGGAAACUAUUUCCACAGGCAAAAUUUCACAUUGCAGGUCUAAAACUAGGAGGAAAAUCAGGCUUUGUUAUUUUCUCAGCACUUGUGAUAUUGCCCACAACAUGGCUGAGAAAUUUGGGAGUUCUUGCCUAUGUGUCGGUUGGCGGAGUCUUGGCUUCUCUUAUUUUGGUUCUCUCUGUUAUGUGGGUUGGAGCAGUUGAUGGUGUUGGGUUUCAUGAAAGAGGAGUUGCUAUCAAUUGGAGUGGAAUCCCUACAACAUUGAGCUUAUUUGCUUUCUGUUACAGUGGACAUUCAGUCUUUCCUACCAUAUAUUCAUCAAUGGCAGAUAAAACAAAAUUCUCUCGUUUUUUAUUUGUCAGUUUUGUUAUCUGCACCAUUAUCUAUGGAGUAAUGGCAGUCAUUGGGUACCUAAUGUUUGGUGAAGCUACAAACCCCCAGGUGACUUUAAAUCUUCCAGUGGAAAAAAUGAGCUCCAAACUUGCAAUCUACACUACUUUGAUCAACCCAUUAGCAAAGUAUGCGCUGAUAAUUACUCCAAUUGUGAACGCCCUUGAAGAGUGGCUCCAGGUCACAAAGAACAGAUUCAUUGGCAUUCUGAUCCGGACUCUCCUCCUGAUUAGCACUGUAAUUAUAGCAUUAACUCUGCCAUUUUUUGGAUAUAUCGUAGCUCUUACUGGUUCUUUUCUCUGUAGCAGUGCUACAAUGGUGCUGCCAUCUUUGUGCUACCUUAAGAUAUUCAAGAGCUCGAGACGUUGGAAUGUAGAAUUAGUGAUGAUUUUGGCUAUUUUGGUGGUGGGAGUUCUUAUUGCAGUGAUUGGAACUUAUGUUUCCAUGAAGCAAAUCAUAAGAAGUUUAUGAAAAUCAGUCAGAUUAUAUAUCUGAGUGGAUUUUCAUAUUUAUACUGAAACUUGUUAGUUGUAUGCAAACUAGAGAUAUAGAUAUGAGAAUAAUAUUAUUGGCUUGACGAGGACUGAGAAUAUCUUGCAUUUGUUGAAAUCUCAGUCUUUACUGGCUCUGAUUUGUGGUUUGCUUGUUGGUUCUCAC
Molecule: messenger RNA, 1427 nt
Organism: Dendrobium catenatum
Lineage: Eukaryota; Viridiplantae; Streptophyta; Magnoliopsida; Asparagales; Orchidaceae
Product: amino acid transporter AVT1I-like
Exons: 3
Coding region: 45-1241 (398 amino acids)
Cellular component (GO): plasma membrane
Source: RefSeq, a predicted model, not a curated record